This is a messenger RNA of Spirodela intermedia, 3500 nucleotides long. Lineage: Eukaryota; Viridiplantae; Streptophyta; Magnoliopsida; Alismatales; Araceae. The record is from the annotation of a GenBank genome assembly.
AUGACGGUUAUCUUUUUCCACGAUGAUUUUGCAGGCGGAUUCUCCCCGGAAGAGGUAACACUAUAUUCCUAUCCAAUGUUUCUUUCGUAUAUUUCUUUCCAUAUCUAAUGUCUACAUUGUGAGAGUCUCGAUCUUUCUUCUCUCUCUCCGUGCUUCGGCUGGCAGAGGGAUUCCUUUUGGUUUCGAUUGUUUAUCUCGGGACGUUGUAUUGUCCUGUCCUGGUCUGAUUAUACUUUGGAAUGAAGACCAGAAGCAGAUAGGCUAAAUGGAAAUGAAGUUGAUCGCAGUAGCUACAGGAGAAUGAGAGACGUUAGGUCGGUGAGCCAUCGUCAAAUCAAUGAAUAGAGGACAACGAGGAAUGAAAGGAACACGAGUGAACAGUCGACCUGACUGUAAGGGCAAUCUGGGAGAUUGAAGUAUGACCUGGAUGCCGUUUUACGCUGUGUAAUCUCAAGAUGGUACAUGAGGUCGAUCACGACUUCAAAGGCAUAGGGUUUGAAUGAGCUUUUUAACAAAAAAAUUAAUUUUGUAUUUGAUGCAAUCGAAUUGCUUGAGGGGAUUUUGCUUUGCUAUGACUGUCACAUUUGUUCACUUUGCAUUUAUGUAGUUAUAAAAACAUCUUGAGAGCCCGACGAUUUAAGAUCGUCGCAUGAUGGACAAUGCUUUUGAGGGGUGAUACAUUAUUUUAUGUUUGGCCUCGCAAUGUUUUAAACUUGUAAUUUUCAGAAAGAUCUUAUUGACUUUAAAGGACUUAGCAACUUCCCUUUGGGUUGGUGUUUGAGAAAGCAUUGUAAAACCCUAUACAUUAGAGAAGUCUAUGUGAUACUCCUUUGGCAGCAGACGUUUUAUUUAGAAUUCUUGCAGACAUUCGAGCAUUCGUCUAGUGGUGCUGUGGAUGUUUACACCAAGACCACCGGGGGGUGAAUCCAAGACCAAAACCAAACCCAUAUGGCCGCAUGCUAUUCCAAAAGCUGCAUGACAUAUUUUGUUUUACCCAUAUGAUCAACAUAUUGCUUCUGCCUUCUAUGCAGUGUGAUUCUUAGUGGGAAAUGGCUAGUAGUUCAGAAAAAUUAUCUGCAGAGGAUUUCACGAACCACUUCGAACUAAUUAACGAUUGUGUGAGUCUUUUGAGGGAUUGGCCAUUGAUAACAGAGAAUGGAAGACUUGAAGAUCCUGUUUUAGUCAGGAAAUUCAGAACUAUGUUCAUUGUUUCGAAGCCUAAGAUUCUUUUUAAAGAUGAUUUAUCUUUAUAGGUUUUUCCUCCUUUCUCUCUUCAUCCAUUUUGUAACGUGUUCGCCAAUUAAAAAAUAUAUGUUUAUUUAAAUUCAGACUUUUAUUUCUCAUUUUUCAUCUUCAUUGUGUUUCAUACAUUGUUUCUUUCAAUCAUUUUUAAAUAACUGUAUUCACUUAUUCAUUUGCCCUUCUUUCAGUCGGGCGUUCAUUUUCAUGUUUUUCCCAUCAAGCCUAUGUCUAUUCAGGGAUGGAUCAGGAAGAGAGAUGGGGAUAGACAAGGCGUUCGUUUGUCUGUGACCAUUCGUUGUUCUCUUCUAUUCACCACCAUUAUUUGCUUAAUUUCUUCCUAAAAGAUUACAAACCUUAUUCUCCCAACUGUUCGCUGGCUCAACCAGCACCCGACAUCAAAUAUAGAAUAACGUCCGAAGAAUAUUUUAUCAUGGCAUUGGAACCCUUACCGGUAAAACUAGUAGAAUAUGAUACCAAAAAUACUGUGUGGAUGCUUUCAUUUGUCAGAAAAACUCGUUAUUCGCAAAACUGCAUUAAAACAAGAAAUCUAAUGGUUGCCUGUAAACGUCACCUUUCUGGGUAGACGCCUCUUCUUUCUUUUUUUUUCCCUUUCCUGGAUAAAUCUGUGGUACAUGAACUGCCUAAAUCUUUCUUUUUCUGGCAAAACCCGGGUUUUGUGUGAGCGGCAGUCAUUCUCCAAGCUUGACGACUGGUCUCAUUUCUUGUCUCGAAUGAAUUUUACUGCCAUCACACAAUUUAUUUGCGUCAUAAACGAAUGAAUUGCCUUACUAACCUUUGAAUGGGCGCAAUUAUCUCUCAGGUCUUACUCCCCUCGUCCCGACAAGGGGCGCCACCGAUCCCACUCCCCAUUCCCCUCACCAUCCAGGCGUCGAGCCAGGUCCCGCUCAAGAUCCGGCAGCGCCGGCAGGUUCCCCCCCUCCCCUCCGACCCUACUUUCUUAAGCUGUCCAAAACAGGGAGUUUUUUUUUUAAUUUAAUAUAUCCUUUUUAUAAAAUGACAGGGCCGAGGCCGAAAAUCCCGGGAACACUCUCUACGUGACGGGGCUGUCCACUAGAGUGACCGAAAGGGACCUGGAGAUCCACUUCUCCAAGGAGGGAAAGGUGCGUCCUUUCUCAGAAGAAGCGCGGGCCUCAGAUUUCAUCCGUCUCAUCACUCGUCUUGCGCGUCUCCAGGUGGCGAAAUCCUUCCUGGUGGUCGAGCCCCGCACCCGCAUCUCCCGAGGCUUCGCCUUUGUGACCAUGGACACCGUCGAGGACGCGGAUCGCUGCGUCGAGUACCUCAAUCAGUCCGUUCUUCAGGGCCGCUACAUCACCGUCGAGAAGGUGCGCGCGCUUCUCUUCUCCAUCUCUUCUUUUUCUUCUCGUCUUCCCUCUAUGUUACCCAGUUGAAGGGAUCAUCCAGCUUCUCAGCAUGACUGGUUUGCUUCCUUUUUUGAGGUCUCUGGUUACAUUCAGAAGAUGAUCGCGUCAGCUGGGCAUGUAGCGACCGAGCUGAUGAGCCCAAUUCAUCUCAACCUUCCUCACCACAUCAACUAAAAACACCAACCACGCCCCCCCAACUAAACAACCUCAGCAAUCAACUCUCUCUCUCUAUCUCUCUCUCUCAACAACAACAACAACAACAACAACACGAACAACAACUAAUCGACGCAUACUACUACUGGUCCCUCUUCUUCUCCUCUUCGCCGAUUAUUCCUCAUUUAUCGAAGAUUUUUCGCCUCCCCGUUUCGUGCAAUCUGUUCUUCUUCUUCUUCUUCUGGUUUCAGAGCUCCCACUUUCUCUCGUUCAUGUUCACUAAACUUCUCUGAAUGUCGUCUGCCUUCCAGUCGAGGAGGAAGCGCCCCCGCACUCCAACCCCUGGAAACUACCUUGGCGUGAAGAGCACUCGAGAAACCAGUAAGCUCCCCCACUCCCCCUCUCUCUCUCUGUGUUUGUCUCUCUCUCUUCAUUUAUAGUAAUGCUUCUUGCUGUGUCGGCUGGUUUUCAGGUCGCUAUUACGAGCGGAAUGGGUACCGCGGUGGAGACUAUGGCCGGGAGGACUACGGCGGCAGCGGCUACCGCCGGUCUCCAAGGCGGUCCUACUAUCGCGGCGGCGGCGGCAGAGGGGGCGACUACUCCCCGCCUUACGGGGGAGGCGGGAAGUCGAGGAGGGAACGGUCCCGGUCGCUGCCGUAUUCUCCCUACGGUAGCCCAGAGGGAGGAGGCUACGGGCGGCACCGCAAUGUGUACGGCCGAUGA